AUGGUCUAUACUGAGUCCAAAUUUUCACAUCUUUCAUACUCUACCGUUGGUCAUGGUAGGACGGAUUCCCCAACAUUUAUCGAUGAUGCUUUCACUCCUAUAUCCGGAAAUGGAGUUGCCAUACCCUAUCCCGUUCUACAACGAACAUUUCUGUUGGACCCCACGCCCCCACCGAGUCCAGUACAUCAAAAAUUCAAAUAUCCAUCAUCUGCCUCUUCAUCAACAAUACAAGGACAGCAAGAUCUCAUAACAUUUGACAAACUUCCAGAAUGGAGUCAGGAUAAUCCCCAUAUCCACUCCGGAUAUCGACAAAUAUCUUAUUCUACUUCCACCUGUUUACACUCCUGUUUCCAAAUCCAUAAUGAAACUUUCAAUAUAUGGUCUCAUUUCAUUCCUUGUAUCUUAUUCAUUAUUCUCGAAGGAAUUAUUAUGUAUUAUCUCAAUACGCGCUACCCUAAUGCUACCGUAGGGGAUCGUGUCAUCUUCUCAUUUUUCAUUCUUUGCGCAACGAUAUGUCUAGGUAUCUCGGCAAUUUUCCACUCCCUUAUUUCACAUUCUCAAAAAGGCCGCGAUCUAUGGUUAAAACUCGAUUAUGUGGGGAUUGUCUUUCUCAUCAUUGGAUGCUUCAUUUCAGCUGUAUAUAUAUCUUUCUUUUGUCAACAAACUUUACAAUAUGCUUAUUGUGGAAUGAUUCUAGCAAUGUCAAGCAUGGCAUUAGUUUUUCUCCUCUUACCAGCUUUUCAAGGUCAUCGAUGGCGUUCUUUUCGUGUAGUAGCUUUCUGUGUAACAGCUGUUUCUGUUCUCAUUCCUUUCGCUCAUGCAAUAGCGCAGUCUGGAUGGGACAAGGCGAUGGAGCAAUCGGGCAUGCCAUAUUACUUUGCAGAAGCAUUACUACUUUUGGUCGGGGUUGUUUGUUUUGCUAAACGAUGGCCAGAAUCGUGGAUUCCAGGUAGUUUUGAUUUUUUGGGUAAUUCCCAUCAAAUAUUUCAUCUGCUGGUUGUGUUGGCCAUGGUGUUGCAUUUGGUGGGAAUUUUACAGGCGUUUGAUUAUAAUUAUGCGAAAGGGGAAUGUAGAGGGAAUAGUUCAUAG
Molecule: messenger RNA, 1089 nt
Organism: Botrytis byssoidea
Lineage: Eukaryota; Fungi; Ascomycota; Leotiomycetes; Helotiales; Sclerotiniaceae
Exons: 3
Coding region: 1-1089 (362 amino acids)
Cellular component (GO): membrane
Molecular function (GO): signaling receptor activity
Source: RefSeq, a predicted model, not a curated record